ACCACAAUUUGCAACAACAACAACAACAGAAAAUCAACACAAACGCAUCGCCUCCUCCACCUGGCCGCAUGGUUUUGUCGUGGCACGAAUCUCGUCCUGGCAUUUAACGUCCGAAUCUCAACCGGUUUUAGUCAUAGUGUUAUUUUUUAUCGUGUUCUAAUUACCAACUGUCGCGUGUGCGUAUUUGCUGCCGAGAAGAAGCUCUAAACUUGGCCUUGAACCAUCAGCAUCAUCAUCAUCAUCAGUGUCUCGCGCAGCAGAAGGAAAAAUAGCGUUUAGCCCCUCUCCAAGAAUACGAUUCCGUGAAGCCGAGCGUGAGUGUGUGUCAUUUUUUUUUGUAUUGCGAAACAAUUUCAAGGGCCAAAAGAAAGGCCGAUUUGGCUGACGCAACAGCAGGGCACCGCAUCAUCCGUUCGCAAUCCAAAGUUCAGACGAUCGUCACGCCAGAACGAAGCGGACGGGCGCGCAACAGCCAGUCAGUAGUAGUCCGUGCUGAUUGGCGAGUAAUUUUGCGUGAAAUCGCUCCAAGCGACCAGUUGCUGCAGUGUGUGCGUGCCGUGUACUGAUAAGCGGACGGAAGAACAGACCGAAAGAUUCUACUGUAAAAGAAACAACCGCAUCGAUCUGGAGCAUGGUCUUCCCGGCGGCCCCGACUACGCCCGCCUCCCAAGAGUGGCGCCGAACGUACGAAACAAUCAAAGCUGGCCACGAUGAAGCGUACGCCACGAUCGAGCGUGCGAUCAAGCUCGAGGAGCACGAACGUCCCGAUCUGGCCCUGCAGGCGUACAAGGACGGCAUACGGCGCAUCGACGAAACGCUUGCCCUGCCCGUGGAAAUGCCCGACCUGGAAGUGCAGGGCCCGCAGGCAGACGAAACCUGGCAGCAGGCCGUCGCGAUGAUCCACAAGCUGAAGCGUACGCGCGGUGAAGUUCUGCAGCGCGUCGGACAGCUCGGUGGCAAUGGGUCGUCGGAAGCGGGCGGCGGUGCCGAAAAUGGCACCGGCCAGCGGCCCUGGACGUACACGGAGCUAGCGAUGGCACUGCGGGACAUGUCGGAUGCGGCGACGGCGGACGAAUCCGAUGCCGACCGGCUGGAAUUGCUGUUUUCGUGUGACGGUGUGCAGGUGUACUACAUCGAGCCGGACGGCGUGGUCAGCCGGACGAUGGCCGACUCGACGCUGCGCAUCGUGCGCAUUGAGGGCGACGAAAGGCGGCAGCUGCAGGCGACCGUGUUUCUGCAAGUGAUCGAAACAAGGUCGGCCACACGCAUCGAGAACGCGGAAGAACCGCUGGAGCAGCUCGAAUCGGUGGAGGCGAAAGAGGAGCAUGCGGACAGCAAGGGUACAGCGCCACCCGUCGGGGAAUUACCGCACCCGCCACCGGAGGAACAACGGCCCGAUGGACCGGACCGACCCGGCUUUCUCAUCUAUCCGCUCAUCCCGGGCGUAUCGCCCUGCUACCGGACGGAGUACGGCGCCUUCAUACUGCCCGAUCUGGGCGCGGACAGUGAGCGGGGCCGCGCAAUCGGGCUGGUAGUGCCGGCCGAGGCCGAUGAAGUGGUGCUGGAGAUUUUGGUCGCCUUCCUGCACGGCAUUGUCACGCAGCCGUCCAGCAGCACGGGCCCGGCCCGCGUUCGCAAGCGCUCCCUCCUGCCCGACUCGACCACCGUGUCGGCCGGCAUCAUCAAGGGUGCCUUCUACCUUUCGCAGGGCUUAGUGCGGGGCGCGGAAAAGACGGGCCAGCUCAUCGCUACCGGCACACCGUACGUUAUUUCGAAGCUGGGCCAAAAGCAGCCGGCGGCAACGGUGGCGGAAGAUGCGACCGCUUCCACCACCACCGUGCACGUGCCGAAGAACGUGCGCACCGGCAUCGAGAUUGCGAAAACGGUCACCGGUACGGCGGCGGGCGUAACGAGCUACGUGGCGGGCAAGGUCGGUACGGCCACGAUGGCACUCGGCCGCUUCCUGGCGCCGCACAUUCAGCGGCACGGCAGCGCCCUGCUCGCGUACGGGACGGGCAUGAGCGAGCAGGCCGCCUCGGAGCGCAUGAACGGUGCGCUCACGAUCUGUGCCGGCGCGGUGGAGGGGUUCGGCACGGUGUACGAGGGGCUGGAGCGGUCCGCUUCCAUCCUGGGGCAGAGCUUGAGCACCAGCACGGUCCAGAUAGUGGAGCAUCGGUACGGUACGGAGGCGGGCCGGGUGGUGGGCAGCUCGCUCGAUACGGUCGGCAACGUGAUCAAUGUCACGCACAACAUGAACUACAUCACGCCGAAGGGGUUGGCCAAACGGACGGCCAAGAAUGCGGGCAAAGCGCUCGUGGCCGGGUACAGGCCACCGGUGCCGGAGCUGGACGGUGGUGGCGGUGAGGCUGGUUCGGCGGGUGCAGGUGCUGCUGGUGCGGCGGUGGGCGAAUCGUCACGCAGCCAGCAGCGCAUCGUUCCAGCGGCCGUACUUUACCCCGAUCUGGCAGGAUUAGCGCAGGAGGUGCAGCGGAAGGCAGGAGGGCAUGAUUAAAGGCAAGGCAAGCCGAAACGAUCAAGUAAGGGAAGAGAAAGGAAGUAUAUUGAAUAGCUAGUCCCGCGGAUAGAUUUAUAUGUUGUAAAGUGAGUGGGAAAAUGUUAAAGAAGGCAAAGUUCAAAUGAAUCCAAUAGGAUUGAUUGUGUGUGUGGUAGAGGUCAACAUUGUUAUACGCUUGUUUUAAAAUAGGAAUCUCAUAUACAAUAGCUGGGGUGAUUGUUACUAUUUUACAUCGAUUAGAAAGGAUUUUUGUACAGGAUUUAAUCAAUAUUUAUCGUACCACGUAAGAACCGCGUGAUAAGAAUCUCAACUAUGAAAAUGGUCAGAUUUCAAACAGUUCUAUUCCUCCGCAACUUAAAUCACUUCUUUACCUAUCAGCACAAUGAAAUUGUACAAUACACAAUGUAACACUCGAAAUAGCUUAAGCGGUCUGGGAGAAGUCUGAAACAUUUUACUCAACAAAUAAACGAUACAAAUAUUUAAAAACAUGUUAAAAGAACGAAAACAAAUGACACACCAACACACGUGCGCGCGCGCGCUCCAUUCUGUCACGCGACUGUAAAGCCGCCCGCACCCUCGAUCGACCGUGCGCGCGUAUCCAUAGCAACGCGCCAACACGGCCAACGGCCAGCUGCACUGAAGUAGCAGGAUCGCGUGACGCAAAGUAGUGGAGGUUGUGUAGUAGCCGUGUAUUUGUGUGCUUGCGCGCGACAGGGAUGGCAGGAGCGAAGGAAACAAAGGAGGUGUCAUUCAAUACUGAUCAGUCUGUUGCCAUCUCGCUUGUUUGGUUGCCUGUACCAGAAGCGCACACCAGAAUUGGAGGUAGCUUCACGAGAGCUGAUCGGCGUUAGAUUAGACAUGGAUGACUUCAAUUUGUGUGAAAUGAAGACAUUUUUGUGUGUUCUGUUCACUCUAUCGUUUAUUACCUUCGCGCUAAUCCACAUUCGGUACUAUUAUCACCUGCGUAUAUCAUUACAACUGCCGCCUGCCUGCGCUGUUGCUUUACUUUUCCGGUACACUACUUAUGGUUAAGAGGACCGAUGUGUUCACGUGUACAUAGGUAUUGUUAUUUUCCCUAUCUUUUUUUAGGAUGCAUACCUCUUUAUUCUUUUAUGGGUCUGUUUUUUUGUCUGUUGUGGUCUCUAUAAUUCAAUAUAUAAUUCAUCCCGUUCCCACCUACGGGGGAUCGAUGUAUGUUUGCCUGUUUUGCUUUAUCAUCACCCAUCUGCCUCUUGCGAGAUGAGAACAGCGAAAGAGAGAGAUAGAGAGAAAGAGAGAGAGAGAUGCGAGCAUGUGAAAGCUAUUUAUAUAUUCAUGUAAGUUGCUGUUCUUUUGUGUACUAUAUUUAUUUACUUUGCUUUUCACAUUCUCUCUUACGCUAAAACAUUUCUUCUUUUUUUGUUUUGUUUUGUUUCAUCACAUAAACACGCGCUGCUUUCCUUCCCUUCUUCUUUAUCUCCUAUCUUUCCUUCUAUAUCUUUCUGUCUCAUUUCUUGCUUUGUUUUUAAACGGGUUAUGAAGGACGAUUUUGUUUUAUUGGAUUAGUUUCUUUUUUUAUCAUAAUUUAUAUGCUUUCUCGUUAUAUGCUUUUUCGCUUUCUAUUCCUUUUGUCUGCUGUUUACUUCACAUGUUUUGCGUUUCUUCUCAUUCUUCUCGUCCCCCCUGUGUUCAAUUUACUUUAGUCAGUAUGUAAUAAAUAUAUCUUCUUUUUUACCUUUUGCUUGAGUUUGUGUGUGUGUUUCAAUGAGAGCCUUUGUUUUCCCUUGUUGGGUGUUUUGCUAAUGUGUUUAUAGUUUCUUUUUUUAUAACGUCAGUGGUUUUUUUUUCUUUUUCAAAGGGAUUAGCUUCUUUGUUACUUUCUUUUGAUUCUAAUCCGUAAUCACCGCUUACCAGAGUUUCCAUUUUCUUUUUGUUAUUUCUCUGUUAAAAAAAAAAUACCAACACACAAUUAAGAAGCUUUCCUCUAGUGUUUUACUCAAAUCUGCAGCAUCCUCCGCCACACACACACACACACACACACACCCGGGCAGCCUUUCUCUUAGAUGUACUAAUAAAACUGCUUCAUAAUGAUCAUUUUGUAGAGUUGAUAAUAAUUCGUGCUAAGAAGAAUUAGAAAAUGAUAAUAAUUAAUAUAAUUCUAGUAACAGUCGCACAAUGUCAAUACUACUCAUUCAUCCCUUCUUCUCGCGUUUACUCCUCUGUUAACAAUUCUUCCCCUCUUGCCUUUCUCCCCUUUUCCCUGCACACUUCUCUGUACACACACACACACACACACACACACACACCCACACACACACACACACACACACACAGCACGGUUUAUGCUAGCGUCUUCCUUUUCUACUACCGCUUCCACUUGAACAGCCUUGGGUUUUGUUGUGUUGCAAGAUUGAAUUUAACGGGUUUAUCCCCUAUAUUUGAGUGUAUUUUGGGGAGGGGGGGUGGGGGGUGCAUCCUCAUACAUUCCGCCCUUUCCAAUUCAGAACAUUGUAACGGAACUAAGGAAUUCUUGCGCUGGAAACGCGGGAAAGUCUCGUGCGAGAACACACACCCACACACACACACAUACAGUCUACACCAUGAACACACUUUCGGUUAUUGAUUUUUUAUCCUUCGGCCGACACGCACAAACACACACACACGUAUGUAUAUGCAAUUGAAAUUAAAAAAAGAGAGACAGAAACACAUUCCAUUGCGUGCGUGGCGCUAAACAAAGGCGUUUGGUUUGGUGCGCAGUCGCGAAUGGAUCACCUGCAGCACAGCACGCAACAAUGCAACAAUGCAGCGCGCGUAACAUAAUGCUCAUUCAUUGUACAUGAUUCACUUUCCUUCCUAGAGAGGGCAUCUGUUUCCAUGUUAUGUUUUGUCAUCUGCAUUGCGGUUUCCUUUCGAUAAAGUUUCUCUUUUUACACGCAUGCACGCACACACACACACACACACACACACACACACGCACAACUUAACACAUACACCUUAGUUUGUUUUAGUUUUUUUCUUCUUCUUUUUAUAUGUUACACUCAUAAGUUCAGACCAUUUUCUGUUUUGCUUGUGUUGUUGUUGCUCGAGAGAGGUUACAAUUACAUUCUGUGCUCACGUUUCCUGUGUUUGCUUUUUUCUUUCUUUCUUUCUUUCUUUCUUUUUGCUUUAUUCAAUCAUUUACUGCUACUUCGGUUUUUGUGGGGCUUUUUUUCUUCUUCUUUUUCUGCUAAUGAAUCAGUCCCGUUUGAUCUGUCCUGCCUUCUUCAUCACAAAGGGUGGCAUCGUGUGUUUUUCUCUUGUUUUUUGUUCUUCUUCUUUGUUUUAGGGCUGUUUUAGAGAUUUCGAAACUUUUUUUCUACUUUUCCUUUGUUUCUUUCCAAUUUUCCUGUUCCUUUUGUUCAUUUUCCCUCUCUCUCUCUCUCUCUCUCUUGUUCUCAAUUCAUGUUAUUUCUUGCUCUCUCGCUUUCUCUCGCUCUCUUCCUGUUUCUUCUACAACAAGGCUAAGACAAGCGUCGAUUCCAUCCUCGGCUGGACUUAGCAAUACUGAGUCAGAAAACGAGCUAAACGCAGGUUUAGACUAAUGCGAUCGCUGUGCAAAAAAAAACGGAGAAUAUGACGAAUUUUCUUCGUCACACUUCCUGCAGCAAUUUCUUUGAGGCAGGCACAAUCGCAGUUGGCUACUAGAAUAAGCAAGAGAGAAAACAAGGUAAAGAGAAAAAGAUCAAGCGAGAGAGAUAGAGAGAGAUGUUAGCGAAGAACCAAGAUAGACGUCAAAACAUAUACACGCAAUGGGUGCUGGCCGUUCCGUGUCUUGUGUUUCGCGCAUCCUGUGCCUCUCUCCCAUCGAUCGUAGUGAACCGAUUUCAACUGCAAGGUAAACCAAUCUUUCUUUUCCUUCAAUUACACUGUGCAGAAGCCCGGCGGCUGCUGCAAAAGCCACGAUUGCUGUUGCAUUGUUUACUUCAUAUACUAUGUAUUAUUUUAAUAAAUAAAAUGGAACGGGCAAGCGCCAGGAUGAAAUUCCGAAAAGGUGGAAGGGGGGGGGGGGGGGAGGGGG
Messenger RNA from Anopheles coluzzii, 6551 nucleotides. RefSeq names its product protein spartin. The coding region runs from base 632 to 2512 and encodes 626 amino acids. The transcript is spliced from 2 exons. Lineage: Eukaryota; Metazoa; Arthropoda; Insecta; Diptera; Culicidae. Gene Ontology annotation, biological process: cell division; negative regulation of BMP signaling pathway. The record is from RefSeq and is a predicted model, not a curated record. Gene Ontology annotation, cellular component: plasma membrane.